AUGGAUGAUAUUCAGAGCUUCACUCCACUUGGUGCACGCCCCAAGCGCACGGCACGUCGACCCCUCCGUUAUGAAGAUUAUGAAACCGAUUUUCCUGAUACUGAAGUGCACAACCCACAUGGAGGGACACUGUCACCACUAGGCAACGCUGCCUACUCUCCCCUACCCCAUAUGCAUUAUGAGGAGUUCCCACAAGAUGAUAUGUACCCUACAAGAGCAGAUAUGGAGGAGCUGCAAGGGGAGAGAUAUUUUGCCCAGCAGGCACAUGAGAGGAUGAGAGCGGGACUGGCUGACGUCCAGGCCAUUCAUACGAGUAUGCAGCAACUGCUAAACCGGGCUGAGAAUCUGCAGCUCACCACCCCACCUCACCAACCACCCUAUACUGUUAUUGAUGAAGAGGAGGACUGGCCUCCACCCCCCCUUGGUUGGCUGAGUUUAAAGAAGAACCUGUCUCUAACCCGAAUCCCCUCAUGA
This is a messenger RNA of Knipowitschia caucasica, 474 nucleotides long. NCBI's taxonomy places the organism in Eukaryota, Metazoa, Chordata, Actinopteri, Gobiiformes, Gobiidae. The record is from the annotation of a GenBank genome assembly.